UGAUAUAAAGUAUCCCUGUUGUGAUUUACUCAUGAAAUUUUUAUUGUUCUUGUUUUUAUUACCAAACAGAACUGUUCCUGCCUCAACUACUGCCAAGAGAAAACCAAAGCAAUUAGAAGAAGUAAAACUCUCAAUGGUAUCAAAGACAGGCUCACCAGUGGAUGAAGAUAAAGUAGUUGAGGGCAUGUUAAGUGGAGCUAUUGAUGAAUUCUUAAAAGGAUUAAUGCCACAUUUAUCUAAGAAGGCUCAGUCCAAAGCUAAUCAAGUAUUUGAAGAUUCGGUUUCUAAAUUUAAAGAACAGCUUGUCCGAAAAGAAGGCGACGUUACUUUAGUGACACCACUGGUAUCAUCAACAAGAUCCAGAAGGAAAUGAAAUAAAAUGAUACCCUCCUCCUCCUCCUCCCCUCCUUCUCUUCAUUAUUUUCUGUUAACUUGUUCCUUGACUUUCAGUAUAACAAAUAAAUGUAAUCUAUUAUUAUUAUUAUUAUUAGUCUAUAUGCAUGUAUGUAAGCCUUUCUUGCUAUAUGUGUUGGUUGGCAUAGUAAUGUCUUUGAAGUCCUGCCACUGAGUGUGGGGACUAAUUUAAUAUAGUACACCUACUUAUAUGUACGUGUACCUGUAACAACAGCUAAUCUGGUUAUUCUUUUUCAUUAUCACAUCUGUAUAACCUA
Molecule: messenger RNA, 671 nt
Organism: Amphimedon queenslandica
Lineage: Eukaryota; Metazoa; Porifera; Demospongiae; Haplosclerida; Niphatidae
Exons: 4
Coding region: 32-373 (113 amino acids)
Source: RefSeq, a predicted model, not a curated record